AUGAAUCUUUCUACGUUCAAGAGAGAUAUAGAUGAGCUCAUAGGCGAGUUUGUAGAGGAUGAUUUGACAACGUUUGCUGAUUUGAAGAGCGUGUGGCUAUCCCGAAAGUUUUCGUAUAUAUAUGAAGCUAGUCCUAAUAGCAACUUAGCCUUUUUCAUGCAGUCACUAUAUGCGCAUACCAUUGGUCACAUGGUUAGUAUUGAUUCUUUUUCGCGGAGACUUGGAGGUCUCUACUGUCUCUAUUGCCUUUAUGAGAUCCAACCUUUUAAACCCAAGUUCAGAGUUUAUAUCUCACUUCAAGAGCUUGGGAAACUUAGGGAUCUUGUAGUCGAGGCAAAAGAUAAAUGUGUGGAGAUAGCUGCUGCUGUGGCAAAAGAAAUGCUUGAUAAGAACAGAUUACUCUCUGAAACCGAGAUCGAGCAAUUUGUUCAUUUGGAUAUGGGUAAAGAACUUGAUCUGAGUUCCCUACAUAAAACGUCUUUAGUUUAUGCAGUGGCCAAGAAACGCUCAAUCAAAGGAGCAGGAGAAAUAGUAGAGAUUGAAGACAUAAAGCACAUAUCAGAAGAGAAAGAGUUGAUGGGACGGAGAGUGGAGAGACUGAAAGAGGAAUGGGAUUCACAAAGAAUUUCAUUAUAUGAACAAACCAAGCUUGAUUGUCUUACGACGACGGCACAGAAACAAUUGAAAGAUGUGGAACAUGAUGAAGAUGAUGGGUUUGCUGAGCUUGAUCGCUUACUUUCACCGAACUGAUAUGCAAUCACCGUUCGAAAUUUAGGAUGCCCGCAAAGACAAUAACUAACAAGGUGACUAAGAAUGUAACGUUGUCUGAAUGUUGGAGGAAAUAAUCUGUGUCUUGUUCCCAUCAGUUUUUCGAGUAUACAGGUUUUGAACUGUUGUUGCCUCAUAGUGUACCACAAUUGCAUAU
Molecule: messenger RNA, 925 nt
Organism: Capsella rubella
Lineage: Eukaryota; Viridiplantae; Streptophyta; Magnoliopsida; Brassicales; Brassicaceae
Exons: 6
Coding region: 1-750 (249 amino acids)
Biological process (GO): snRNA transcription by RNA polymerase III; snRNA transcription by RNA polymerase II
Cellular component (GO): snRNA-activating protein complex
Molecular function (GO): sequence-specific DNA binding
Source: RefSeq, a predicted model, not a curated record